UUGCUGAACAGCAGCAUGGAUCAGAGCAUCGGCAGCAGAGCAGCCUCCACCAGCCCCUACAGCUCCGAGCACACCUCCAAUGUCCCCACGCAUUCGCCCUACUCUCAGCCCAGCUCUACCUUCGACGCCAUGUCCCCGGCCCCUGUCAUCCCCUCCAACACCGACUACCCCGGGCCCCACCACUUCGAGGUGACCUUCCAGCAAUCCAGCACCGCCAAGUCGGCCACCUGGACAUACUCCCCGCUGCUGAAGAAGCUCUACUGCCAGAUCGCCAAGACCUGCCCCAUCCAGGUCAAGGUGUCGGGCCCGCCCCCGCCGGGCACGCUGGUCCGGGCCAUGCCGGUCUACAAGAAGGCCGAGCACGUCACCGAGGUGGUCAAGCGCUGCCCCAACCACGAGCUGGGACGAGACUUCAACGACGGCCAGGCUGCCCCUGCCAGCCACCUCAUCAGGGUGGAGGGCAACAACCUCUCCCAGUACGUGGACGACCCCGUGACGGGCAGGCAGAGCGUGAUGGUGCCCUACGAGCCCCCGCAGGUGGGGACCGAGUUCACCACCAUCCUCUACAACUUCAUGUGCAACAGCAGCUGCGUGGGAGGCAUGAACAGGAGACCCAUCCUCAUCAUCAUCACCCUGGAGACCAGAGACGGGCAGGUGCUGGGCAGGAGGUCGUUCGAGGGCCGGAUCUGCGCCUGCCCGGGCCGGGACCGCAAGGCUGAUGAGGAUCACUUCCGGGAGCAGCAGGCGCUGAGCGAGAGCGCAGCCAAGAGCGGAGCUGCCAGCAAGAGGGCCUUCAAGCAGAGCCCCCAGGGCAUGCCAGCGCUGGGCACGGGGGUGAAGAAGCGGCGGCAGGGCGAGGAGGAGCUCUACUACGUGCCAGUGCGAGGCCGGGAGAACUUCGAGAUCCUGAUGAAGAUAAAGGAGAGCCUGGAGCUGGUGGAGCUGGUCCCGCAGCAGCUGGUGGACUCCUACCGGCAGCAGCAGCAGCAGCAGCUCCUGCAGAGACAGAGCCAGCUGCAGACCCCUUCCUCCUACGGCCCUGUGCUGUCACCCAUGGGCAAGGCUCACGCUGGAGGGAUCAACAAGCUGCCCUCAGUCAACCAGCUGGUGGGACAGGCAGCACAGCACAGCUCCAGCUCCACCCCCGGCCUGGGGCCCAUGGGAGCUGGGAUGCUGAACAGCCACCCCCUGCAGCCCAACGGGGAGAUGAAUGGGGGCCACUCGUCCCAGGCCAUGGUCUCGGGGUCACACUGCACCCCCCCUCCACCCUACAACCCUGACCCCAGCCUCCUCAGCUUUUUGACAGGGCUGGGCUGUCCCAACUGCAUCGACUAUUUCACCUCCCAGGGCUUGCAGAACAUUUACCACCUGCAGAACCUGUCCAUAGAGGACCUCGGCGCCCUGAAGAUCCCGGAGCAGUACCGGAUGGUGAUCUGGAGAGGCUUGCAGGAGCUGAAGCAGGGCCACGAGUACGGCGCUCAGCCGCUGCUGCGCCCGGGCGGCGGCGCGGCGGGGGGCGGCGGGGGGCUGGGCGCCCCCGGGGAGCUGCAGCGGCAGAGGGUGAUGGAGGCUGUGCACUUCCGAGUGCGCCACACCAUCACCAUCCCCAACCCCGCCCGCGCCGCGCACGACGACUGGGCGGACUUCGGCUUCGACCUGCCCGACUGCAAGUCCCGCAAGCAGUCCAUCAAGGAGGAGUUCCCGGAGGGGGAGAUCAACUGA
This is a messenger RNA of Dryobates pubescens (Downy woodpecker), 1722 nucleotides long. It is a transcript of the gene TP73, whose product is annotated as tumor protein p73. The record is from RefSeq and is a predicted model, not a curated record. Gene Ontology annotation, biological process: apoptotic process; regulation of transcription by RNA polymerase II; protein tetramerization. NCBI's taxonomy places the organism in Eukaryota, Metazoa, Chordata, Aves, Piciformes, Picidae. The transcript is spliced from 11 exons. Gene Ontology annotation, molecular function: RNA polymerase II cis-regulatory region sequence-specific DNA binding; protein binding; DNA-binding transcription factor activity, RNA polymerase II-specific. Bases 16 to 1722 code for a protein of 568 amino acids. Gene Ontology annotation, cellular component: nucleus.